Molecule: messenger RNA, 948 nt
Organism: Rotaria socialis
Lineage: Eukaryota; Metazoa; Rotifera; Eurotatoria; Philodinida; Philodinidae
Source: the annotation of a GenBank genome assembly
AUGAGUUGCUUUCAUAAUUGUUCAUUGAGAUAUUUGGUAAAAUAUUUAUGUGAAUCCAUUCAUGAAAGGCACUUCAUAAUUAAUAUUCAAUGGAUUACUUUCAUACGGUUUCUGUUAGCCGACUCUAUUGAAUGUCAAAUUAGUUAUGAAUGGCUCGAUGAUAGUGCUCAUGGCGUUCGGUUCUCAGGAAACUAUCAAGAUGCUAUUAUUGUAAUCAAUAAUCUUAAGGCAUACGGGAUUGCUGCUGCGCCUUACGAUAAGCCAAUACAAUGCAUUGAACGAUAUCCCGAUACUAAUCAAUAUGUUUAUAGCUUAGCAACGGUGCUCAAUCUCGACGAUCGAGAUUUGCAUCAAACUUAUACAUUCGUUCAAGUAGCAGAAGAUCUUCAAACAGCUGAUGUUAUUUUUAGUCUCAUUCGUGUAAACAAAUCGUCAUGCAACGUUCAAUGGGCUCAUGAUGAUUAUAUUGAAGAAUUUCUAUGUGAUAGACAAGCAUGUUUUCGUAAGAAUGUUCGUCUUCGUGUUGUUGAUGAUACUUUGUUAAGAGUAACGAAACAUUUUACAAGAGAAGAUACUCGAAUGAAUUGUACCAAAGUCGACAAUUUACUUCAUGAUUUGGGCCAAGAAUUGAAACUGAAUAUGGUUUUAAGUGUUUCCGGUGUUGCAACACAACAUAAACAUGCAAGUAAAAAUUUAGCUACGCAAUUACAUAGAUAUGCAUUCGAUUAUGCACGAGAUGUACGAGGAUUUCAAUAUGCAUUUGUACCAACGACGCAUCCAGUAAUGCAUAAUAUCUAUGUUAAAAAGUUGAAUGGAAAAGAAAUGAAGAUUGUCGAUCCAGCACUUUGGGUAUGGAAGAAGAAAGAUGAUGGUUUAUCAUGUCCAUUUAAAGAUCAUAAAGGAGAAUCAGUGACCAAUAUUUUUGUCGACUUGAACAGAGAAAAAUAA